AUAACAUAUAUAUAUGUACACACAUAUAUAUAUAUAGGUUAUACCGGUAUAAAGAGUAAAACGUUGUCACGUUUAAGAGUAUGUUUAUUAGAUGUAAAAGUGUUUAUUAAAGAUAAGUUGAAUUAGUGAAUUUAGAAAAUGUCAGAACGUAAUAGAAAAAAUUAUCCAGGAUUAUUGAUAGGACGAAUGUUCAUAGCUAUUACAUUGAACAUCACACUACAAAUCUUCCUUUUGUGCUUAUUGAUAUUAAUUACAAAUAUUAACACAAAUGUUAAAUUAUGGCUACAGAAUACUUGGGAGACUAUAAUUUCCUUAAAAUUACGAAUACAUUUUUUUGUAUUCGUAGCAUUUCUACAAGGAAUUAUUUAUUGCAAUAAUUAUUUACAUCGUCAGCCGUACUUAAAGAAUAGAUUCUUAAAAAUUCAACAUAUUUUCACCGGACAAAAUUUAUUAAGAGGAUUGCUCUGUAUCUUGAUGGGAUGUAAUUUAGUAUGGUUACAUUUGUCAUUGAAGAAAGGUAAUCAUAAUUUAUUGAUUGAUAAUUGUGAUACACUUUACGGAUCAUGCCUAAUAGAAGAACAUUAUUUUCUAUUACUUGGCGGAAUGUGGACUGGAUUUUAUUUCUUUCUAACUACGAGUUUAUCCAAUCAACGAUAUUUUCAAUUUUCUAUAAUACCAAUGACAAAAUUUUCCAAAUUUAGAAAAGGUAUUUAUUCCAUGCUAUCCACGAUAACGUCCAUUUCAUUGUGGCCUGUUAUCUAUUUUAUAAUUGGAUAUUAUUUAUUGGGAUCCUAUAUGCGUGACUUUAUACUGUCCAUUACGUCCGCACAAAUAGAAACAAAGCCAUUAGAUAAUUUUCCACAAUUGUUAAAUGUAUCCUUAACAAUGUAUUUGUGGCUAUAUCAAUCGACCUUGAUAUUUACAAGUAAUACUACGAUUUUAUUAUUAGAAGUAUUUCUAACAGAAUGGAUACCUUUAGAAAUUCAACCAAAUAAUAAUAUAUUUGAUAGUCACAUUUCAACGAUAACAUUGGCUGAUGUUUUAUCCAUGGAUAAUAUACCUAUGAUACAACAUUUGGGAUAUUUAGAUCUUGUUACUUUGGCCGAAAAGCAAGAAACAAGAAGAAGAAUAUUAUUUACAUUGAGUCAACCUGGUGGUCAUCCUUAUAAUUGGAAUUGUAUUAUUGAAAAGUCCCUGAACUUCAUAAACAAAUUUUCCGAUGAGCUUAAUGCAAUUACUUUAAAAGCGAAGGAACAACAAUUUGCAUCUUCUACCUCUACGAUUACAACUUCAAUUUCAUCGAAUUUGUCUGCAUUUAAAAGUGAAUAUACGUAUAAUAUGCGUAAAUUGGUAACAGACACAAUACCAUCUGCAAAUGAAAGCUGUGUCUCUAAAUCUCCUGAAAUUAAAUCUUUAACGUAUAAAUAUAUAAAAACCAAAUGGGACUUGAUGAUCUCUUAUUUUCUUUCAAAACCACUUAUUUAUUAUGUUUUUGGCGAACAAGAUGAGCUCAAGAUUGAAUACGCUUUAUUUAAUGCGCAAGCUGUAAUAUGGGCAGCAGAAGCUAUAUCAUCUUUGGCAAUUGUAUCUUUGAAGGAAGACUCUUAUGGAAUUGUACAAAAAGAUCUACCGGAUAUAUUUCAUGCACUGUUAGCAUUAAAGCUUACUUUAGAUAAAUUGUAUAAGUCUAAUAUAUUAAUGAAAAAAUCUCAGAAUAGCGAUAGAUGUAUCAAACAGAUGUUUAAUUCAUUAAGAAGUGCAAGUAAACGUAGUUUGUACAGAAUUACAACGGGUUUUGAAAAUUACAUUAAUGAUUUGAAACUUGAAUCUACAAUGAUAGAACAUUUACAACCUUUUCUUAAUUACAAAGAAUAAUAUAUAUAUAAUAUUUCUAUGAUCUUUUUAUUUUAUAGAACUGUAAU
Messenger RNA from Vespa mandarinia (Asian giant hornet), 1922 nucleotides. It is a transcript of the gene Ndc1, whose product is annotated as Nuclear division cycle 1. Gene Ontology annotation, biological process: nuclear pore organization. Gene Ontology annotation, molecular function: protein-macromolecule adaptor activity. The record is from RefSeq and is a predicted model, not a curated record. Gene Ontology annotation, cellular component: nuclear pore transmembrane ring. Lineage: Eukaryota; Metazoa; Arthropoda; Insecta; Hymenoptera; Vespidae.